CGUUUAUGAAAACUGUCAAUCACUUGUCAAUUUUGUACUUGGCGUAUUUCUAUUGGCUUUUGAAAUCUGAAUUUUUAUUGAAAUAUUAAGUUUUCUAAAUAAACUAAUAAGAUUUGAAUAGAAGAUAGAUAAAAUGAAGUAUAAAUCGUUGUUAAUUUUUACUAUAAUCCUUACUUUCUACAACAGCUAUGCACAAAAUCGUGCAAAAGGGCUUGAAGAAAAAGUCCAGCAGUUGACUGACAUGACCACUAAACAGGCAAUAAUACCGUUAAAUCUGAAUAAGUUCAAGGAGUUUGUCAGAUCACCUCCAAGGGACUAUUCGUUUGUGGUGAUGUUCACAGCAAUGGCCCCAUCACGACGGUGUGCUAUUUGCCAGCAUGUUUAUGACGAGUAUUUGAUUGUAGCAAACUCCUUCCGAUUCUCUCCCUCUCAUAAUAAUAAGCUGUUCUUCGGGAUGGUUGACUUUGAUGAGGGAUCAGAUAUAUUCCAGAUGCUCCGUCUAAACACAGCCCCAGUGAUCAUGCACUUCCCAGCUAAGGGUAAGCCCAAACCAGCUGACUCCAUGGACUUUGAGCGGGCGGGCAUACACGCUGAGGCCAUCGCCAAGUGGAUACAGGACAGGACUGACGUUCAGGUAAGGGUGUUCCGCCCACCGAACUACUCUGGAGCAGUGGCGUUUUCCAUGCUCUUCAUACUAGUGGGCGGUUUCCUCUACCUGCGACGCAACAACCUCGAGUUCCUCUACAACAAGCAGAUGUGGGCAGUCGCCGCCGUAUUCUUCUGCUUCGCGAUGGUGUCUGGACAGAUGUGGAACCAGAUCCGCGGGCCACCUUUCUUCCAUAGGAGCAAGAAUGGCCCGGUUUAUAUCAAUGGAGGAUCACAUGGACAGUUUGUGUUGGAGAGCUAUAUUGUUGCUAUAUUGAAUUGCGCAGUAGUAGUAGGCAUGAUACUGAUGAUUGAGGCAGCCGGCGGAGUGAAAGGGACGGACUCACAGCGGCCUCAGGAGGGAAAGAGACGGCGGUUCCAGUCCGUGGUCGGAUUGGUGCUUGUUUGCGUGUUCUUCUCUUUACUCUUGUCUGUGUUUAGAGCUAAAACACAGGGGUAUCCUUAUAGUUUCCUAUUCAAGUGAGGAGCCCUACACAAUAUUAAAUGUAUAGUUGUUGCGUGUGCAAUUUAUAAGUGUGAUGUAUUUUAUUAAUAAAAAUUCCACUAUUUAAAAUAAUAUGAUUUAUUUCUCAUUUUCUGUAAAUAAAGGUAUUAUUAUUACAUUAA
This is a messenger RNA of Maniola jurtina (meadow brown), 1272 nucleotides long. It is a transcript of the gene Ostgamma, whose product is annotated as tumor suppressor candidate 3. NCBI's taxonomy places the organism in Eukaryota, Metazoa, Arthropoda, Insecta, Lepidoptera, Nymphalidae. Gene Ontology annotation, cellular component: oligosaccharyltransferase complex. Bases 134 to 1129 code for a protein of 331 amino acids. The record is from RefSeq and is a predicted model, not a curated record. The transcript is spliced from 7 exons.